UAUUGUUUUGUCAGUCCGUUUCCAAUGCAAGCGGCUCGCUCGGACGCUGUUGCGAUUGUCACAGGUGGCACUCGCGGGAUUGGCGCUGCCAUUGCCAAGCGCCUGGCCCAGCAGUCAUUUCGCGUUGCAGUGCUGGCGCGGUCGGAACGCGACGUUGCUCAAGUUGCUGCGAAUCUGAACAAUCUGGGUGCGCAUGGACCAACCAGCCCAGUCGCUCCUGCCUCGCCGCCUUCACCAAGAGUCCCCACGACGACCACACGACCUGAGACGCCUGCGUCGGAAGGCAACCCAGCCAGCGCGGCGAGACACGUUGGAAUCGCGUGCGACUUGCGCAAUCCGGAAGCAGUGCAGCGUGCGAUCGCUGCAGUCAAGAGCCAGCUGGGACUUGCAUCCGUGCUUGUGAAUGCUGCAGGAAUAGUGUCUGAUAAUCUCCUGGUCAAGACGCCGCACGCGGACAUGGCCAGUGUGCUGGAAACCAAUCUGGUCGGACCAAUGCUGACAUGCAAGGAAGUCGUGCCGCACAUGCUGCGAUUACGCUCCGGCUGCAUUAUCAACAUUGGCAGUGUGGUGGGCUUGGUCGGCAACCCGGGGCAGACCGUCUACGCGGCUUCCAAGGCGGGACUGGUUGGAUUGACGAAAUCGCUCGCGCUCGAGCUGGCCUCGCAACAUUCGCGCCAACGUCGUGUCACCUGGCUUCAUUGACGCGGGCAUGGUUCAUGCCAUGACGCCCGCGGCGACCGAGGCGGCUCUAAAGCAAAUCCCCCUCGGAAGAUUUGGAACAGCCGACGAAGUCGCCGACACGGUCGCGUUUUUAGUUUCCGCGUCGUACAUUACCGGGCAAAAUAUUGUCGUCGACGGCGGUCUAUCGUAGUAUCGUCGUUGUCGGAGCAGACAGAGCUGGGCGUUCGGCUCAGCAGUGUUUCCGUGCGUAGUUGACGGUUUGUUGUUUCGGCUUGUUAACAAUCUAGGGCUUUCUGACUCUCUCGCUAGCAAUCUCCCAG
Messenger RNA from Capsaspora owczarzaki ATCC 30864, 1001 nucleotides. Its product is annotated as short chain dehydrogenase. The transcript is spliced from 2 exons. NCBI's taxonomy places the organism in Eukaryota, Filasterea, Ministeriida, Capsasporidae. Gene Ontology annotation, biological process: fatty acid biosynthetic process. Gene Ontology annotation, molecular function: oxidoreductase activity, acting on the CH-OH group of donors, NAD or NADP as acceptor; quinone binding. The record is from RefSeq and is a predicted model, not a curated record. The coding region runs from base 25 to 702 and encodes 225 amino acids.